UAUCUACCUAAAAGUCUAAAAGUGAUUAUUUGUCAAAAAAUUUCAGAUUUUGCUUUUAUGGGCCGAAAGGUUGACUACAGAGUCAAAGCCCAAAUUCGUAUCUGAAAAACUCAACGUCCUCUUCCUCAGUCAUUUCACUUCAGUUCCAGUAUCCGUAAAGCUCCGACAGACGGCGAAACUGGAAACAUACGAUCAACAAUGGCGGGAACUUCACGGGGAAGUACUCGGAGCAGAGCUUCGAAAUCUUCCACUGAAAAUCCCCAAAUCCGUAAUCCUAAUCGUAUUCUACGGAAGGAUAAAACUAGAAAUAACAGCUUAAUUCGCAUUUUCAGCGUCAACCUCAAAUUCCUUAUAGGAUUUGGAAUUAUUGCCUUCGCGAUCGCACUUCUUUUCAUUUAUACACUCAUUAAUCCCAUGGAGAAACCUCAAAAACCAAGAGUCAUCACUCCACUUUCAGCUCCAAAACUAAUGGAUCUUCCAAUGUUUCAAGGAGAGCAUAGAGAGAGCUUGUACUGGGGUACUUACAGGCCUCAGGUUUAUUUUGGAGUUCGCGCAAGGACUCCGCAAUCAUUGGUUGCUGGCUUAAUGUGGCUUGGAGUCAAGAAUGAGAGGUAUUUCAUGCGUCAUGUAUGCCAAGAUUCAGAUGAGUUGAAACAAUAUGGCUGGACUAGUCAUAAUGGACGGGAUUAUGGACAUCAGGUUCUGAGUGAACAGACAAUGACCUUGACUACUAGUUUUCUGAAAUCCAAGGAUCAUGGUAGUGGCUAUGGUGGAGACUGGGCUGUUCGAAUUGGAGUGCAGAGCAAUGCAUCUGUCCCUGAUGAAGAAAUGUUAAAAACUGCACACUUGUUUUUUUAUGUGGCUGAUGAAGGCGGGAAAAGUCUUACUUUGGGUAGCCGAGUCUUGGAUAUUCAUGGUGAUUCUAUUUUGGCAUCAGGAUCACGUAGUGACAUUGGAGACUGGCAGCUCCACUUAUUUUCAGAGGAUGUAUCUGGAGUACAUUAUUCUGGCUUCAAGACACCUCACAUUCACAAUCUCUCUGAUCUAGUCCAGGCAAAUUUGGCAGUCCAAGCAAGACAAUUUGGCCAUUUACAGCUUUCGGACUCAUCUGAUGAUUCUCCCAGCAUUUUAGUAUUUCAGAUUUCUGCUAGGAUUCCUUUCAAAGCAGACAUUGUUUUUCUUUCUGGAACCAGUACUCGUGAUUCAAGAGUUGAAGAACGGGCCAGCAGGCUGACAGGUACUUCACUGACUACUUUAUUCUCUGAGAAGCAAAAGGAGUUCGACAAUAAGUUUAAGAAAAGCUUUAUCCUAUCUGAUGAGCUUGGUUUGGAGCCUGUGACUGUUGGUAAGGCUGCUCUUGGAAACAUGUUGGGUGGGAUUGGAUACUUCUUUGGCCAGUCAAAGAUUUCACUUCCAUCAAUCUCCACUCCUAAUGCUGGGGAUAAUUCUGUCUUAUACUGGCCUGCUGAGCUAUAUACAGCAGUUCCAAGUCGGCCCUUCUUCCCAAGGGGCUUCCUAUGGGACGAAGGUUUUCAUCAACUGCUAAUUUGGCGUUGGGAUGUAUACAUUAGCUUGGAUAUCAUUGGACAUUGGUUAGAUCUGAUGAAUAUUGAUGGAUGGAUUCCGCGCGAGCUAAUCUUAGGUGCCGAAGCAUUGAGUAAGGUCCCAGAAGAAUUUGUUCUUCAGCAUCCAACUAAUGGAAACCCACCGACACUGUUUUUGGCCUUGCGAGAUCUGAUCUCCAAGCUGAAGAAAGAAAAGUUUGCUGCAACUGAGGCCAGGGAUAUCUCUGUCUUCUUGGAUCGGGCAUUUGUCCGCCUUGAAGCAUGGUUCAAAUGGUUUAACACAACUCAAGCCGGAAAGGAAAUAGGUAGCUAUUACUGGCAUGGAAGAGAUACUGCAACGAUCCGUGAACUAAAUCCUAAGACCUUAUCUUCUGGACUGGAUGAUUAUCCACGUGCAUCUCACCCAAGUGAAGAUGAACGUCACGUGGAUCUUAGAUGCUGGAUGCAUCUUGCAGCAGAUUCCAUGCACUCAAUAGCAGAGCUUCUGAAGAUGGAUAAAGAUAUCAAAAAGGAGUAUAGUUCAACUGCAAAGCUUCUCUCAGAUUUUGAACUUCUUAACAAGAUGCACUUAGACACUGCAAAUGGAGCUUAUUGUGAUUAUGGAAAUCAUACAGAGAAGGUUCAAUUAACUUGGAAAAUAGUGGAGACUGGAAGCAACUACCCAAGGCGAGAGUUCAUACGAGAAGUCCUAGAAAAACCUGUUCUACAACUGGUUCCUCAUCUUGGUUAUGUUAGCCUUUUCCCAUUUAUCCUCAGGCUUAUUCCACCUGACUCACAGAUACUCGAGAGUCAGCUUGACCUCAUCUCCAAUAAGAGCAUUUUAUGGACUGAUUUUGGGCUGAGAUCCCUAUCCAAAACAAGCUCCAUGUAUAUGAAACGGAAUACGGAGCAUGAUCCUCCAUAUUGGAGAGGGCCUAUCUGGAUACCCUUGAAUUAUUUGAUCGUUUCGUCUCUUCAUCACUACUCUCAAGAGCCCGGACCAUACAGAGAAAGAGCCAAAACCGUCUAUAAUGAAUUGAGGAGCAAUUUGAUAAGAAAUAUCGUUGGAAAUUAUAAACGGACUGGGUACUUGUGGGAACAAUAUGAUCCCAAGAAAGGGAAAGGGAAAGGUGCACGCCUGUUUACUGGAUGGACAGCAACUGUGCUAUUGAUCAUGGCAGAAGCUUACCAUGAAGUUUAGUAUCACCCUAAUGUAGCAAAAGCAAUCAUUUUUGACAUAUUGAAUUCAGACCUCCAAAAAAAUACAUUUUACUAAAGAUUUGAAGGCGAGGCAAAAAAGACCGCUAACGCCCCUGCAUUUCCCUCUUUGAGUUGGCCUAUCAGAAAGAAAAAACGAGUGAAUGCGCUAGAUGUCUAUCGUUUUUUCAAAUUACUGGUACUGGCUUUCAAACAAACUUAUACUAAUGAAAAUGAAGUAAAUAUGUCAAUCUUGAUCUCGCCUAACUCAGUGUACUCUUGAGCCUUUCACAAAGGGAAUUACUUCUUCUAUUCCCUCAAGAGUUAUAUUGACAUAUUGCAAAUGUGCAACUGGGAAGAGCAACAACUCGCCUUGAUAUGCCGAGUAAGUUCAUCUUACAUUAUUUAUUCAGUAUGGUGAGGAUUCAUUGUGAAUUGAAAAAAUUACAUAGUAAGGUGAACAUGUGAUAUGUAUUUACUAUACACAAUUAUAGUUAUUAGAGUGAGUUAGGCUUUUCUAGUAAUCUUUUAGCUCA
Molecule: messenger RNA, 3277 nt
Organism: Solanum pennellii
Lineage: Eukaryota; Viridiplantae; Streptophyta; Magnoliopsida; Solanales; Solanaceae
Product: mannosyl-oligosaccharide glucosidase GCS1
Exons: 22
Coding region: 199-2745 (848 amino acids)
Biological process (GO): oligosaccharide metabolic process; protein N-linked glycosylation
Cellular component (GO): endoplasmic reticulum membrane
Molecular function (GO): Glc3Man9GlcNAc2 oligosaccharide glucosidase activity
Source: RefSeq, a predicted model, not a curated record